GUACCAGCGUACAAUUGCCGGCUGACAGUUGACAGCACUAUUCCCGCGUGGCCUCUCCCUUGACGCUGGGGCGCGUCCUCCCCGAUUCUGCAGCCAUUCAACGACGAGCCCUUCACCCGCCUGCGUCUGCGAAUACCUCGCCGCCAACGCAUACGAUCUCCACCCAUCACCUCUCGGACUCGGCUAUUCGCCAUCACAUCUCCAACCUUGAACCUCUUCACAGAGCGACUAAUAUUCGAUAUCAUUGCCUUGCGAGCCCUACCCCCGAUAUCCAGACAGCAGCUUCCUCAGCAUGCGCCCGAAGCCUGCGUUCACCAUCGAUAUCCCGAAGAUGGAACCCCAAUCCGCCGUCGACGUCUCCUCUCCAUCAGCCGCUCCGAUCUACGAUCGCAUUGCAUCCCUGGAGGCCCUGCGUCAAGAGCACCUCCGCGCCGCAGCCGAGAUUGAGAAGGAGGUCGCCCGCCUCCACGAACUCCUCGCAGACACCAACAGUGAUCACACCAAGGCUGUCCCCAAGCCUGCCCACCCUAAACUCACCUUCAAAUCACAAGUCCAGUACCAUGACGACCCUUCCGAGCCCGUACAGCCCGACAACAUCCCCGCUCAGCCGAAUUCAUCCGCCCUCUCCGUCUUCAUUGAGCCCGCCCCGCUGCACUCCCCGCUCCCAAAGGCGAACCUCAUGUACGCGGGCCACACGCCACUGCUGCCUGGCUCGCCGUCCCCGGAGCACCGGUCGCCGACGGCUGAGACGACACCGGAGCAAUACCUCGACGGGCCACUGACGCUGCCGCUCGCGCCUGGCGACGGCAGCGACGAUGGCAUAAGUCUGCGCGCACUGGGAGAGAGGCUGGCGGACAUCGCGAAAGAGCGGGUCGAGGACACGCUCGAAGGCCAAGUCCGUGUGAAGUCGGAGACGGUGGAGAUAGUGCUGAACCGGAAGGAGAUUGAGGCGGAUGGGAUAUUGCUGAAGAAGACGCAGCCGAUGAACAUGGGCGCGCCGAUGGGGCAGAUUUGAGCCACCAUUCUGUGCGGACCCCUGAUUUACGACCCCCUGUGACGAUAUCUACUUGGAGACAAUUUGGGACAUUCUGGAGGCGUUUUCAUUGGCACAGACGGAAGCCGAGGGAGGCAUCGGAAAAGGGCUCGGGAAAUGGGUGAUUUACGACUUGGACGGACCAUCUGCAUUGGCGGGAAAUUUCGGGUUUGGUCAACUGAUAGCGGUGUGGCGGGUAGCCCGUACGUAGUGUUCGGAUGGACCGUUUGCUACAUAUGAAUUCCGAACAGGAUUCAUUCAUUGGAAUGCUGGAGAAUCUAGCAGCACCGGCAGCUCAACGCUGCAAUUAUAUAGUGUCUAAAAUGGAUAAGUGGUCAAUCAGAGCAUAUAAGAAUGGUUAGUUUAUGCG
Messenger RNA from Mytilinidion resinicola, 1403 nucleotides. RefSeq lists its product as uncharacterized. The transcript has a single exon. Bases 293 to 1015 code for a protein of 240 amino acids. Lineage: Eukaryota; Fungi; Ascomycota; Dothideomycetes; Mytilinidiales; Mytilinidiaceae. The record is from RefSeq and is a predicted model, not a curated record.